GAUUGUCGGACCAUCAAAUAUAACUUCAAAAAUAUUAACUUAACAUAUAUGAUUAUAUUCAACAUCUCUCUUAUUUUUUCUUCUAUAUAACACCUUUCUUUUCUGUUUUUUUUCAUUGCAUUCUUCUCUUAUUUAUUUUAUUUUCCCAUAAAACCCUCUUCCUCUUUUCCUACCAAAAGUUUUUUCAUCAAAGCUUUUGCAAAGGAAGAGAAAGGGACAAAAGUGUAAAUUCACUUUGUUAGUUGUUAUACGUAAGAAAAUAGUAAUGGGAAACUGCGGUCUUAAGCCUUUGACAACCGAAGCAGAAGAAGUCCCAGCACCGGAGCAAAAGACUACGGUGGAGGAAAGAGAAAUUGAAGUUGAUCAAAACAAGGUAAUUGAUGCUGUUCAUCAUCAAUCCAAGGCUCCAUUAUCUCUCGCUGAAAUGUUGGAGGAUGAAGGAAAGAAGCCAGAAGCCGAAGGAGCCGAGAAGCCAGCCGAGGUGGCGAAGCCCAUAGAGCCGGUAAAGAUUGAAGAAGUAGCCAAGGAAGUAGCUGUUGAGACAAAGAAAGAAGAAGCUCCAAAGCCAGUUGUUGAGCCGCCUAAGCCGGAGGCCUCGGCGCCGAAGCCAGCCGAGACAAAGCCGGCUGUUAUUGCCCCAGCCGUAGAGAUCACUAAGCCGGCUAUUACGCCAGCCGUAGAGAUCACUAAGCCGGCUGUUACACCAGCCGCUGUUCCAGUCACAGCUGAGAAGAAACCUGUGGCUAAGUGAAAAUAAUAACACACCUAAUUAAUGGUGAUUAUAAGGAUUGUUAUUACAAAAAAAAAAAAAAAAAAUGAGAUAAACUACAAAGAAAAAAAAGGGUAAAAAAUAAGUUUAUGAUUGGAUAGGAAUAUUUUGUUAAUCAAGAAUUAGUUUUAUUUGGAAUUUAUUAAAUAUUUUGAUUUGUCCAUUGCUUUUUUAUCUCAUGUUGUGUUUUUGGAUGGAGAUCGAACUAUUUCAUGUAUUUGUUAUUUUUUUGUCUUCGAUUUGUCCUUUGUAAACACUUUGGGUAUGUUGGAUUGUUCAGACUUCAAAUCGGUCUUAUUGUCAUAUUCUCUAUCUUUAUUUUAA
Messenger RNA from Beta vulgaris subsp. vulgaris (sugar beet), 1093 nucleotides. RefSeq lists its product as uncharacterized. The transcript has 2 exons. Lineage: Eukaryota; Viridiplantae; Streptophyta; Magnoliopsida; Caryophyllales; Amaranthaceae. The coding region runs from base 266 to 751 and encodes 161 amino acids. The record is from RefSeq and is a predicted model, not a curated record.